AUGGCUUCUUCGCAACAAGGGGAAGAACUAGAGGUAAACAUUGACAAUCCACAUCAGAUGGGCUUUAUGAAGAAAAUCAGUGAUGCUGAUUCAAUCAAGUUGGAAAAGAGAACUCUGGAAGAAAAAUUCAAGAAUAUCAAGGAGGUCAAGACUGGUCGGAGGGACCAUGUAUCCUCAGGAUCUGGAAAGGGAAGAGUCAACAUCAAUUUGGAAAAAGUUACUGAGGAAGAUCUGACAUUGAAUCAGAAAGAAAAAGUUGAAAGAGAGAAGAUGUAUAGGGAACUUGAUAAACUCAAUGCCCUCAGGCAAAAGCUAGAUGUUGAGGAGGCCGAAGCCAGGAAUUCAGAAAUGAUUCUUGAGAAUAAGAAAGCUUUAUUUCCGGCCUGGACUCUUGAAUAA
Messenger RNA from Lactuca virosa, 399 nucleotides. The record is from the annotation of a GenBank genome assembly. NCBI's taxonomy places the organism in Eukaryota, Viridiplantae, Streptophyta, Magnoliopsida, Asterales, Asteraceae.